AUGCGAAAAGUUGUAUUACCUUUGUUGAUGCUGGCGAUCCUUGCUGCAACGGCGGAUGCUAAGCCUCGUCCCAAGGUAAGUCAUGAGUUUAGCCAGUCCAAUUGCUGACGCGAAACGAUGUAAAAAAGAUCCCAUCAGCAAGUAAUAAAAUUCUCCGUUUCCGGGCUUUUUAACAAUAAAUAUACAUGCAAAAAUAAUAAUGAAUUUUUUUUCAGCCUACUAUACUUAGGUGUUUUACAAUAGGGUCCUGAAAAAACGAAAUAAAUAAAUGAAUAUAAAUGUAAGCAAAACAGCAACAAGAAAAACUAGUUAAAUAAGUAUAAAAAUUACUACUAAAAACUAAAUAUCCUCCCUCAAUCCUAAACAUACAAAUCUGAGAUUAUUUUAAUAGAGUGAUGCUAAAACUACUAAAUAUAAAUAUUUAUAAAUAUAAAUUACUAUAAGCUAGCCCCCCUGCCCUUAAAAGUAAGAAUAUCCCGGCCCAGCUUCUGCGUUUAUCAUGAUUCAAAUCAUUCCAGUCAUUACUACAUGUAGCAAAAUUAAUUGAUGUCCAAUGGCUCCAUUUGCGCUUAGCAUCAGUGUAACGUAUGUUGAACUUACAUCUGGAAUUAUACUCAUGAAAAUCUUAAUGAUAUCUUAAAUAAAUCCUAAGUGAGAAAAGGUUGUUCCUACAUUUAUAAAUGAAUAUUAAACGAUGCAACUUUCUUCUUAUCUUGAGAUUUAUCCAGGAAAGCCUCCCUAAGGCAGAACUUGAAUGCAGACUAUCGAUAAGAAAGGUCUAAGAUGAUACUUCCAGAAAAAUUGGGCGGGGUGUGCCCCACGCUUCCUGAAACCCUUACCCUAUUUCAGACCAAAAUCUGUGUUUUUCCCCACUCUUUCUCAGACCUGAUUAAAAAUUCGAUACCCUAAUUCAGACGGGAUUUUUAACAAAAUGGGUGAUGUCCCUAAAAAAAAAAAAGCGUUUGAAGUUCCAGAUUGCUAUAAAAUUAAAAGUUACAAGAAAAUACUGGGUGAAAGGCAGAAUACAUGCAAGUCCCGAGAGAAAAGAAAAAAACAACUUUCUGUUCAAAGUCGGGUAAGAAGACUGAAGCAAGAAGACUGAACUUGAUUAAGUUUGUUCAUUUAAGGUGGCUCCCCAGAGUAAAUUGGCGGUGCGCAGCCUUAGCAUUAGUAUGGCGCCAGCUUUAAAAUCCGCGCGACGUCCACGCAAAAAUGAAAAAAAAAAUGGCCUCUUAGUUUCGAAAUAUUCCCACCCAAAAAAAUUAAACUUUAUUAACUUUCUGUUGAAGCUCAUUGUGCAAAAAGUUUGACUAGUGUAGGUCAAACAUUUAUGAGAGGAGACAAUGUUACACCGGUUACAAGUCACUAUCGAUCUCCAUAAGAGUAAAUUGUAUGUAAAAACAAAGCAGAAAUUUUCCAAAGACAUCAAUUCUUUCGCUUCAAAAGUAGACAAAUGUUAAAUAGUCGAAGUAAAUGGUGAGUGGAAACUUUACUAAGAAAACAAAGAAGUAAAUACACUAACCCAGAAUGAAGCAAUGUUGCUGUUUCUUGCCUUUGGUUCACGGUCAGUGGAAAGAUCUGAAAGAUCGAGCCAAUUCCCGAACAAACACUGAAGAUGGUCUUCACUGGCGGAGCUCCUCUGUCACUUUAUUUCUCUUACAUUUUAUUUGAUUUAAGUAAUUCUAUAAGUGGCUUUAAGACAAGAUUACAGGGAGUGUAAACUCACAUUGUUUAAAAUACCAAGAGAGGAUAAAGGGGACGGAGAAGGCAUCCCCCAUACACACCCUAUUCCAAAGGUAAUUCGUCUCGAGUUAUUUUUAACACCACAGAUCUCAAUGGGGAUUAGACAACAGCCAAUCACAUAACGCGAAUGUGUUCCGCGUGGAUGAUCCACGCUCAGAGCCACGCGUAUUUCACGAAUUGACGCAGAACAAAAUGGCGGAAGACGCGGAGAGCGAUAUUUCUAUUCGUUUUGUCGACGAAGAUUUCUGCUAAAGCUUUGUCAGCGAAACGGAAUUUAAAGAAGAAUCGCCCUUUCUCUCUUGUAUGGAGCUAACAGUACAGCGCUGAACAUUCUCUCACCCCUCAUUUAUUAUUUACAGUUUGAAGAGAGAAAUUUCUGGUUUGAUAUUUAUUCUUUUAUUAGUCCUUUAUUAUUCAACAAAAAUAACACUUGGCGUCCUACUUGCUUUAUUGUACAAACGACCGGUUUUAAUAGACCGGCGAAAUUUCUCAUUUUAUUAAAGCACUGAGGUUACGACGUCUUUGAGUUAAACUGAUUUCACGGGUUGUCAAAGAGUCCAUCGAUUCCCUUUUCCCAGGUGAGCGGCGACUCAUUUCGCUUCAAAAUUCAGGAAUGCUCUCGAUCUCUUUACGCUUUCAUUGCCUUUCGCCCGACACGUUUUGCACGGCAUUUAGUCAUGCGAAACCUCCCCGAAACAUCCACGCAGCGCGCGAGGUAACUUUAUCCCGAUUCUAAAAAUAACUCGCGACGAAUUACCUAUGGAAAAGGGUGUGUAUGGGGGAUGCCUUCUCUGUCCCCUUUAUCCUCUCUUGAAAAUACUUAUCAGAAAAAAGGUUUCCCACUUAACUUGCAUCCUAAUCGAAGGAAUCUUUCCAUCGACAAACCACCAUCCUUGUAUUUUUUCUUGUUUCAAACGUGCUUCAGCGCACAUGCAAGACGCACUAGAAAAUGUUUUAGCACGACGAGAAAUACUUUUUACUCGCAGAUGGCCCCUUGACAAAAGCAAUAGUUGUCCGUCGAGACCUACGGUCUUGUACGUGUAGCUUAGGACAUGAUGUACGAUUUAUAGAUCGGCGCCAUCUUUUACAGCAGACUUUUAAAGAAAAACGUCGCCGUCGAAAUUAUUCCUAAAGAAGAACAAGGUUGAAAGAAGAGGGCUGACAUUUGAAGAUCUGCAAACAGUGUACAGCAGAUUAGGAAAUGAAGGGCUUAUUGGAAUCCUUGCAAAACCACCGUCUUCAUUUCCGACGAUCGCCAUCUUCACGAGUGACCACCACGGUUCGAAUUUUAGCUACAAUAGUUAAGUACUUCUAAGAAAACAUCCUGUGUUGGGUAUAAAAUUGAAUCCGCUAUCCUUCCUUUUUCGACUGGCGAGAUAUCACCGUAAUAAUACUAAUAAACGGCUUCAAAACAAUGGCUUUCUUACUCUUCAAGGAAACCACAUGUUUUCAGUAGCUUUGUGCAUUAUGUGCACGCGGGCGUGAUGGCUUUCCUAGAGGAUAAAACAUCAGCACCUCACGUUUUCAGUAGCUGUUCGCUCACCCCUCGCGCACAUUUUGAGACAAGUUGAGUGAUGGUCAGUUGUUAUGGUUAGUUUUAUGGUUACGAGAUAUGACAUCAUAAGUAGCAGGUGGUCAAGCCAUGUUUGAGUGAAAGUACAUGUUUUUUCAACUUUUUUCAACAAUAAAAGUAAUUUAUUUAUAAUUCAUUUAUGUCUUAUUUUUCAUGUAAAGCGGAAAAAAUUACCAUUUCUCACGGUUUUAACCUGAUUUUUAGUUCUUGUUAAAAUCCAAGAUGGUGGCCAAGAUGGUGACCAUUGUUGGUGACGUCACAGGCCUCCAGCAGCGCAACCACCUAUAAAAUAUACCUCAUUUUGUUAAGAAGAUUAAAGGCUUUCCACUAAAGGUAAAAUCGUUUCGAAAUACUGCAACAUAUCAAAAACUCCGGGGAGGGUUCCAACCACCCCCCCCUUCUUGUACCACGGUGGGGGUAUGACUUUGCGUGUACGUCCGAGAGUUAAGGAUUUUCUUUUCAAAUAUUCACCGAAUAUUUGUUUGGAAUUGUUAGCGGCCAAGUGGCUGAACCAUUGCGCAUUUAUGCUAUUAUAGUUCUGCUCCGUUACAUUUGCCCAAUAAUUUUUUUCAACAAUCUAAGUUAUCUAUAAACAAACUACGUUUAGUUAAAAUGGCUAUUUAAAUACUCUAAAUCGAUGUGGCAUGGGUGAUAUAAUUAUUGACCUUCCAAUUUCUACCAAUUUUGUGUACCUUUUAAGUACGAAAAAAUACUGGGAGAGGCUAUAGCCGUUCGUAGCUCAGGCUUAACCAUUUUCUGAUAAAAGUAGGUAAAUGCAAAGAGGAAGGGUAUAGUUUUUUGCAGCUGUACGAGUCACGAUUAAGUUAUUUCAAUCAUAAGGCUAGAAUUAUUAUUGUAAACCUCUUUCAGCUUGCCAAUAAAUAAAUAUUAAAUAGACAAAUAAAUAAAAAGCUCUUUAUUAGGUUCCAAAAAACAAACGUUCUGGAUUAUAAUAGGCAAUUAAAUAAAAUUGAAGAGGCAUCUAUUAAUAAAACAGCGUUUAAAACGUUCGGUCCUAAUCUGAGAAAGUACAUAGGAAUGACCACGAUUCCUUAGCAAAGUUGUUUUACUGGGUGGGAGGAGAUCUACCAAAGGGCCUUCAAGAGACGUAGUUAUAUUCUUCCAUACCUUAUUAUCUGAGGACUUUAAAAAAAAAAAGCACUUUAUUUGAGUGUCAAUGUAUUUAGCAGGAAAGUACCAAUUGGGGACACUAUAUUUUACGUCUCCAACUGGAGACGGGACCGCCAUUUUACGUGGUCAUCCGAGCCACGCGAAGGUCUAGCCUGUUGCAGUGCAAAGGGAGUACCUUCAUUUCUCGGUUAUUUUAAGACCCUGAGUAUUGGUCCGGCCCCAGGAAUCGAACCCGCGACCUCCCGCUCUGCAGUCAACACGCUCUACUACCCGCCAACUGAGCUAACACUGCCGCGGUAAAAGGAAAAAACCAAAACGAACUGCUCUUUUCUGAACUUGUCAAUUUUGGAAAGAUACUUAUCAUAUCUGGCAACACUCCAUACUAAAAUGCGAUAAGUAAAAAUAGGUAUAAUCAAACUAUGGAAGAGGUGCCGUAGAAAGUCAAGACUAUAGCCAGGUUUCUUGCACACUCGUAAUAUGUGUAUACGCCUCCCUGCUUUACUAAGAAGGGCAUCAAUUUGCUUGUCCCGAUUUGUAGGAUUACUAUGAAGGCAAACACCUAAAAGAUUAAGAAAUUCUUCCUGAUUGAUAUCAAAAGUGACAGUAGGAAGGGGUCUCUCAACUUUGCCCUUAACAACCAUCUCCUAAGUUUUAGUAAGGUUUAUAGUCAUAAGGUUGUCCAGGGCCCAACUGAGUAUUUUGCACUUCUUGGGGAGCUUGGUCCAGGUAUAGUGCCCUAAGGCACACCUCUGUUUAUAGGCUAAAAGGGGGGUCGUGUCACCGUCAGCUAUAAUUACUCUUUGUUGUCUAUUAAAUGAAAAAUUAAUCAUCCAAUUAACAAUGUAAGGAUUGAUGGGCAAUUAUGAAGUGAUUCACUGAGUCAAAAGCCUUGGAGAAAUCAAAGGCAAAAACCCUAACGCCCUAACGCAAUCUUCUUCUUUAGUGUCAAGCCAUUUAAGCCACAUGUGUUGGCUUUUAAUGAGAGCCUCGGAAGUAUUCGUACCUUCCCUAUAUGCAAAUUAAUCUAGCAAUAGAUAGGAUCUAAUUACAGGCUUAACUUCUUAACUUAAUUUGAAAGCAAAAAGAAUUCAAACCUUAGAAAAUGCAUUCAGUAUUUAGGACACUAUUCCAAGGCUACUUGCCAAAAAUCAGCCAAAUCGAUGAGGUACCCGGUGUCAGGCCAAAGUUCGAAUUUUACAGAAAAUCACUCUUAACACUUAGAUCUACAGUUUCACAUAGGUUACUGAAUUGGUUUAAGCCUUUAAGCGUUAACAAAGUUUUUUUUCCCAAGCAGGGACGUCCAAAUCCAUGGAAGUUUAAGACGUAGAUCUUUUUUACUUUUAGAAACCUUUGGCGCAACUUUCAGGAACCUUGUCGGAGGCUCGCAUCUUCACUGCAGAUACAAGUAAGAUUUGAGCAUUAAAAUGCCUGACAACUGUUAUUAACAGCUAACCGUUUAAAGGGGCUACGUCGCGGGGAUGUAUUGCUGUAAAGUUCAGUGCGUUUACCCAUACACAAAAUGCUCCUUUAGAGUUACGAAUUUCAUCAGGGAGCACUUAUUAUGAUCGUUUUUGGGUGAUUUUUGCAUAAUAGCAUUAAAACGUUAUUUCAAGUUUCAAGCCAUGUGUAUGCGCUUGUUAUCCAUAAAAAACAGACGAUAGGAAACAGCUCCAAUGCGUAAAUAUAGUCUUAAAAGACAAAUCUGGACCAUUAGCGGUUAUGGAAUUCGAUUCAUGCGAAACCUGAUCAUUUUAGAUUUUCAACUGAGAGAUGGGAAAUAGCACAACUUAGCUCCUUUAAGCCCUGGUUAACAUGCAGUUUGAACAUAUUUUAAUCUUUUAGUUACCUUUUUUGCUAGGGCUGUCUGACCUUGAGAACGAUGAAGCAUUUAAAGGUUUCAAGUCUGAACAGGGCCUAUUGGAAGUAAAGCAACGUGGUGCCUAUUACAUCUAUGCCCAAGUGUUUUUUGAAAUCUACCAAGACGGCCCUGAAUAUCACAACCGUGUGGCAAUAACUGUAAAUGGACAACCAUUUGCCUUGAUGCAAACAGGCCUCGGAAACAAAGCUGACUAUGGCAGCGUUUACACAGGUGGAGUUAUCCGGCUGAAAAAGGGCGAUAAGAUCGGCUUGAAAACCGUUUACGAAAGCAGGUUGUGGCUGUCAGCUAAACAUACCUUCCUCGGUGCAUAUAAAAUUGGAAGGUAUUGA
Messenger RNA from Porites evermanni, 6655 nucleotides. NCBI's taxonomy places the organism in Eukaryota, Metazoa, Cnidaria, Anthozoa, Scleractinia, Poritidae. The record is from the annotation of a GenBank genome assembly.